Messenger RNA from Fukomys damarensis (Damara mole-rat), 844 nucleotides. RefSeq names its product sorcin (gene Sri). Gene Ontology annotation, molecular function: calcium ion binding. Bases 16 to 567 code for a protein of 183 amino acids. The record is from RefSeq and is a predicted model, not a curated record. The transcript has 8 exons. Lineage: Eukaryota; Metazoa; Chordata; Mammalia; Rodentia; Bathyergidae.
AGCAAUCACCUCAAGAUGCAGUACGGAGGCGCACCCGGAGGCCCGGCCUUUCCCGGACAGACACAGGAUCCGCUGUACGGCUACUUUGCUGCAGUGGCUGGACAGGAUGGGCAAAUAGAUGCUGAUGAAUUACAGAGAUGUCUGACACAAUCGGGCAUUGCUGGAGGAUACAAACCUUUUAACCUGGAGACUUGUCGGCUGAUGGUUUCAAUGCUGGAUAGGGACCUGUCGGGCACCAUGGGCUUCACAGAGUUUAAGGAGCUCUGGGCGGUGCUGAACGGCUGGAGACAGCACUUCAUCAGCUUCGACAGCGACCGCAGUGGGACUGUGGACCGCCAGGAGCUGCAGAAGGCCCUCACCACAAUGGGCUUUAGGUUGAAUCCCCAAACUGUGAAUUUGAUUGCAAGACGGUAUAGCACCAAUGGGAAGAUCACCUUUGAUGACUAUAUCGCCUGCUGCGUCAAGCUGAGGGCUCUCACAGAUAGCUUUCGAAGACGGGAUUCUGGUCAGCAAGGUGUUGUGAAUUUCUCAUAUGAUGAUUUCAUUCAGUGUGUCAUGACUGUUUAAGUCAAAAGGAAGCUGUCUGAACGUAACAUUCCAACUGGAGUCCACAUUUGCUUAUUCUGCCUUUAGUGACCCGCAUAAUCGUUCCUCGCUGCUUUCCCCAACAGCUGUUGUAAGGUCUAUUACUUGACACACAGUUAAACUUUGGUUUUGAUAAUGAAUUCUUUGGAACUUUAAUAAUGCAAAGUCAAGUCUGUUGUACCGAUUAGAACUUCCUUAACUCAUUAUCAAUCGUGCCUUAUUUUCCUUUUAAACCUCUUUUAUAUGAGAAUGCAGAAUA